AUGGACACUGCUGGUGGAGCACAGCACCUCCUGGAGCUGAGGGUGGUGCUCCUGGGGUGGAGCCGGGCUGGGAAGAGCUCGGCGGGGAACACCAUCCUGGGCUGCGACAUAUUCGAGUUAGCAAGGAGAACUCCACAGUGUGAGUCAUUGUACAGAGAAGUGGCUGGGAGGAAAGUCACCGUGGUCGACACUUUUGGCUGGAAGGAAUCCUCUGCCCGGGACACUCCGGAGGAGGAGAAACAGGAACUUGUGAACAGUGUGACCCUGUAUGGGCAUGGCCCUCAUGCCAUCCUCUUGGUCAUUCCUAUAGACAUCCCGAUCACAGAGGAAUACAGGAGAGCCGUGGAGGAGCACCUGGAGCUUCUCAAUGUGAGGGUCUGGAGACACACUGUCAUCCUGUUCACCUUUGGCGACUGUCUCAGAGGCCAGACCAUUCAUCAGCACAUCGAGGGCGAAGGGGCGGCCCUCCAGUGGCUUGUUGGGAAAUGUGGGAACAGGUAUCAUGUUCUCAACAACAAGAAAAGAAAGGAUCGCACACAGGUUACAGAGCUGUUGGAGAAAAUAGAGCAGAUGGUGGCAGGAAAUGGAGGCUGCCGUUUUAAAAUGGAUGGAGGAGAUCCAGAGAAGAUGAAAGAGCAUGCAAGCACAGAUGAAGAUCAAGCAAAGCAAGGACUACAGACAGAUACAACAGAGAGAGAGCUGGGUAGAGAGCACUUUGUCUCAGAACUGAGGGUCGUGCUUCUGGGGUGGAGAAAUACAGGGAAGAGUUCAGCGGGAAACACCAUCCUGGGCAGGAAGGAGUUUGGAGCAAGCUCAAAACAUCAUACAAGAAGAGAAGGCAUAGUCGCUGGAAGGAAGAUUAUUGUGGUGGACACUCCUGGAUGGCAAAGAAAGCCAAUACUUAACACUUCAGAGCACUAUAAACAGAAUAUUGUGCAUUCAGUGUACAUGUGCCCCCCAGGACCCCACGCCCUCUUCUUGGUGGUUGAAUUAUUUUCAGCAUUCACAGAGGCACAAAGGAAAUCAUUGGAGGAACACCUGGAGCUUCUCAGCAAGAGAGCCUGGAAACACGUGAUGGUGCUGUUCACAGGCGGGGACCGGCUGCAAGACGCCACCAUCAAGCAGCACAUCAGCAAUCAAGGAGAAGCCCUACAAUGGCUGGUACAGAAAUGUGGGAACAGGUACCAUGUCCUCAACAACAAGAACAGGAAUGACUGGUCCCAGGUCACCAAGCUGCUGGAGAGGACGGUGGAGAUGGUGGCCGAAAACAAUGGCGGUCAUUAUGAAUUGGACAGCAGGGUGUCACAGGAGACAGAGGAGGAGCGGAUUCUGGUGGUGGAGCGAGCUCAGCUGAGACUGAUGAAGGUGAAGACGGAGAGAGAGAGAAUUCAAGCACACUUCAAAGAGGCACACAAAAGAGCAGUGGAGGACCACAUGGAAGUUUUCAGUGAGAGGGUCUGGAGAUACACUAUGGUGCUGUUCACCAAGGGAGACUGGUUGAAAGACACCACCAUUGAGCAGCACAUUGAAAUCGAAGGAGAGGCCCUCCAAUGGCUUGUGGAGAAAUGUGGAAAUCCGUACCAUGUUUUCAACAAUCUAGAUCAUGGAAAUGGCUCUCAGGUCACAGAGCUGCUGGAGAAGAUAGAGGAGAUAGUGGCAGGAAACAGCGGCCGGUACUUCAGCUCUGUGAGAUUCCUGGAGGGUGGGGAAAAAAGCAGAAGCAGAGAACAGGCAAUGAAAGGGACAGUAAGCGGAGGGAGCAAAGCCCCUAGCAGCUUGGCAGAGAGCUGUGAACUGGAACAGGAAGGAGCAUGUGCUAAAGUGAAUGAUUGGCUGAAAAGUUCAGAAAGCUCUGGGUACAGCUCAUUGAAUUCUGCAUCAGACAGAGUGAGCAUAGAGGGGACUGAGUUUUGGAAAGAGGAUAAAGAUGAAGAAGAGGAGAAGGGAGGGGCACGUUGGGAGAAGGAAUCUGCAGAGAAGAUCAAUGAGGAAUUGAAAGUGGCAGUGCGUGAGGAGGAGGAUCCACAGGUCUUUGAACCUGACCCUCAGUUCCUCAACUUUGACCCUGGCUCAGGAGAACAAGUCAAGAUGCUGAAGCAGGGCAGAGAUGCUCUGAAUUAUGAGAAAUGGCAGCUGAAAGAACACAUCAAACUCCUCCAGCAGAUCUUGCACCUAAACGAGCUUUACCAGGACAGUAACAAUACUGGACAGCAGAAACUGGACUCUGAGAAUCAUGAAUCAGAGGCACGGAUGAAGGAGGCCCUCAGGAUUCAGAAACAUAAGAUGCAGGAGAUGGAACGACAGCAUCUCAAAACUGAGGCCCUCCUUAAUACCAAGAUUGCCCUUGAGGAAAAACGAGUGCAGGAAAAUUGGAUCAACACCUGUGUGGCAGAACGUGCUCUGGAAGCUGAGAGGAAAGAGACCGCCAGCCUGAGAGAGCAACUGAUGGAAGCUCUAACUAAACUGGCUCAUAUCAGGAGCCCUGUGUUUUUACCUGCUACAGUCAGUUUUGACCAACAAAUGACCGAUCAUAGCAAAGAUGGCAGUGCCAUGCAGACAUCUUCUGGCAGUGCUUUGGAUGAAUCAGAGAACACCACUUUCCUCAGUGUCAGUGAUGAAGUAGAUCAGUACAAGAAGAAACUGCAGGCUUCAGAGAAUAUGGUUCAGCAGCUAGAAGAACACAUUCAGAAGUUGGAGUGUGACAAAGCUUCCCUGCACAGUCAAAAACAGUACAUGGAUAAUCUGAUUGCAAUCAUGCAAGAGAAGCUUGCGAUUAUGGAUGACCUGUGUCAACAAAAGGACAAUGCUCUACAGGAGAAGCUGGCUCAGGAACAGCUGGAGCAGCAUGAGAAGGACAUUAGAGCUGCAGGACCCAAGGAGGAAAUCAGGGCGUUCAAGCAGAGGAUCCAGGAGAUUGAGGGAAAGCAUCAUAAAACUGAGGCUGACCUCCAGUCAAAGAUUGAAUUUCAUAAGAAACAGGCAGAGCAGAACAGGAUUAGCACCCUUGUGUCUGAACGGGCCCUCCUGUUAGAGAGGAGAGAGACAGAGAGCCUCCGUAAAAAGCUGGUGGAGGUCAGUGCUAAAUUGGCUGGGUACCAAGGAUUACUCUGUGAACCCACUGCUAGCUGCUCUGCCCAGCAGAUACCCCCUGCUAGAAAAGGUGUUACAAAGAAGAGUGAUUUGGGUGAAUUGACAAAUAGCACUCCUGAAGCUCUUGAAAAGGAACACAAUUCAUUCAUGAAAAAACUGCUGGCAGAGGAGUGUGAGCUUCAGCAGCUGCAGGAAGAAAACAGCACUAGCACUCUGGAGCAGGAACGAGCUACAAGUAAAGACAAAUGCCAUCUCAAAAUGCAGAUUAAGAGCCUCCAGCACAAACUGAACAAAAUGAAGGAGAUGUUUCAGUAA
Messenger RNA from Megalops cyprinoides (Indo-Pacific tarpon), 3405 nucleotides. RefSeq lists its product as uncharacterized. The transcript has 22 exons. The coding region runs from base 1 to 3405 and encodes 1134 amino acids. Gene Ontology annotation, molecular function: GTP binding. The record is from RefSeq and is a predicted model, not a curated record. NCBI's taxonomy places the organism in Eukaryota, Metazoa, Chordata, Actinopteri, Elopiformes, Megalopidae.